CUGUGGGUCCCGGCCAUUUUUGGGAUGGGGAUCCCGAAUCCGGGGGGUUCCGGCUUGACCGUUCCCAUCCUGGGAGUGGAGUGCGACUGGAGAACCGGGCAGCCGGUUCCUCUAGCCGGGACCAUGGAAGACGCCGACGGAAAAGGUCUCGUUCCUCUUGCCAUUGGCUUCCGAACCAUUGACCCCAUAACAGGGGAGACGGGUCCGGUCAUCGGGGCUCAAAUCAAUCCUUGGACCACGGCGGUCAUCCCCAUCGUCCAGUCCCUAGGAAGCUUGCCAAGGGGAAGCCCAGACCCAGAACUGACGGAUGCCUUGGAGACGGAGGUGGCAGCCAAGCAACGGUUCUGGCGUGGCCAAAGAGAAAAGGAAGAGGAGCUCCUCAAAGAGUUGGACUUCUUGCGCCUGGACAUCUUGGAGGCCGCCAAGGAAGGGAAGAUGAACAAGUUAAGAUACAAGGACAAAUUAAAACCCGCCGAAGAGAUCUAUCGCUCCCUGGAAGAGUCCUCAAACCAAGAAGCUCAACGGAGAGCCAACAGACAACUGAAGGCACCGCGGGACUCCAAACCAUCUCUGCAAAUGAGAGUCGAGAAGGACGAGAGAGACCAGGAGGCCAGAGUCCAGGUUUUGCUGAGGAAGACGCUGGAAAAGCUGGUGCAGUUUGUCCGAAAGGUCCAGCUGGACGAAGGACGGAUCCAGAUGCAGCUGAAGGAGGUGGAGCGGCAACGGAGCAGCAGCCUCCAGAUUUUGGAAACGCUUCAAGAGACAUCUAGGAAGACAACUUUGCAUCUCGUGGCUGCAUUUGAGGAGCACAUGGCAAAGCACCAAGCCAAUGUUGAGAGGGCCUGCUGCAGGCUGGAAUACCUCCGAUACUUGUUGGAGACGGUGGCUCUACAGACAAAGGAUCUCCAUUCUGGCUCGUCCCAGUGCUUUGUGAAUUAUCCCAGUUGGAGGUUUUACGGUGCGGCUGGUGCUCCGCAGGGGACCUGGGAGGUCAUCAAUCGGAAACUCAUCCCGUUGCUCAGAUCUGUACUCGAGACGUUGAAAGAGAGCAAAAGGAGCCCUUUGUCCCCCGAGGUGCUGGUGGGCCUGGGCUCUGAAAAAGGCUACUCCUCCAGAAGCACCUUGAAGGUCUCCGAAGUGACCGGCGAAGCAUUUCGGGUCCAAACAAGGCAGGAAGGGGUCCCUAUUGCUGCAGCACUCUCUCCUUCCGUGGCCUCGCCAAAAAGGUCCCAACUCCUGCAAGAAAUCCAGGCAAGGAUCGUCUUAGAGAAACACGGCAGUGAAAUGUUGCACCUUGAGCUGUCCUUAAUGGCCGAGGAGAUCCACAUGAUCACUUGCUUCUGGGAAUCAUCCAGACCGAAGAAGAACCUGGGCACGAACUUAGAAGGAUCCAAGGAGUGGGACAGGCUCUUGAAAGAGCUGGCCGAAUAUCAUCGCCACUCGGAAGAAGAGCUGUGCCGGCAACACUCGGAGGACGUCAAACAUGCCGGAUUCGGCCCGGAAGGGAUCGCCUUCCAAGAUGGAGCUUUGUUCUCUCAGGAGGAGAUCCUGCAAAACCUUGUGUCGCUCCGUUUGGAUCUACAAAAGGCCGACUCCUCCCUGACGAUGGAAGCUUCAAAAGAAAAUAAUAAUGAAACCCAGAUUGCAGAAGCCAAGCUCAGUCCAGCGGGAUCAACUUCCCAGAAGGAUCAAGCCAUGGCAAGGAAGGUGGUGAAACAAGAAGCCCUGAAGCAAAUAUACAUACACAGGGUUUUGGACCAUUACAGCAACCUCCAGAGAAAGGCUUGUCCAGAAGAGGUUUUGCAAGCCCUGGAACCCUUCUGUACAGGGGAAAUGGUGGCCCGGGAUGUGGUUCAGUCUGUUGAAAAGCAGCAAGUGGAGAGAGCUGUGGCUUUCCUCCAGAAGCAGAGCCAAGAGGAGGAAGACUUGUCCGCUUCUUGCAGCGAAAAGGAUGAAGCAAAGCUCAGAAAGCUUCAGGCGCUGAUCCGGAUGGAGUUGCAAACCCAGAUAGAGGAGAAGGUUGUGGGUCAACUACAACUCCCAGAAAUGAAGUUGGAAGCCAAAGAAACAGAAAUCGUCUUGGAAGCCAUGAAACCCAACACAAGCCUCUCUGCCCAUUUCAUUGUGUGUUUCCUUCUGAGUCGCCGGCACUUGAGGCAAGCCGUUCUGGUGUUGGAAGCCAACCUUGAGCUCCAGGAAACCGGACUAAAGACUCAAGGCGAUGGGAGCUCCGUGGAAGACUUGGCCCUGGAUGACCCAUUGGUGGAUCAAAAUACAAAAGCAGUUGUCCACCUGUUGAAGGAGAAGAAGGACUAUGUCUACUCUGUGCUUCAGUUGCUGCAAGCGUCCCAGAUGCUCCAGUUGAGAGAGAGGCAGUUUCAGGAGAUGGUCCAGAAACUGAAAGCUCAUUCUUCAGACCAGCAUCUGGAAGAGGCAGACCAAAUGGUCAGAGAACUUCAAGAGUUCAGGCAACGCAAAACGAAGGAGCUGGAGGAGAAUCUGAGAACUUCCCUAAAGAGCCCCAGAACACAAGAAGGUCGUUCAAAGAAUCCCAAUGAUCUCCAGAGUGAAAGGCCCCUGUUAGAAAAAGAUCAUAAGCGAGAAGGAAAGGAGAGAUGGCAGAGUUUCCAACAAACCUGGUUGGUCGAGCUGGAGGAAACGUACAGGGGCCAGAUAUCAGAGGAGAAAGCAAGACUCCAAGAUCAGUUGGAAAAAGGAGAACUCAAGAAAUGGUCAAAACAGAACCUGCUGAGAGAACAUGACGAGACUGUGACUUUCUUAGACAAGGUUUUCCAGCAAGAGAUGCACAAACGUAGAGAGAGGAUGGAGAAAGAAAGAAGGAGACGCUCCCAUCCACAGGACGGAGGUCCUCCAGCUUCUGGAUCUCCACAAGAACGACAGCAACCCAACCUGGUUGAGGAGGACAAAGUCUUCUCUCUCUUGACUGAAUAUGUCAAGAUCCUGAAGCAGACCGAACUUCUGGUGAUGUUGCGGCUCUUCCUCUUGAACCCUCGGUUCAGACCACUCCUGUCUGAUGGGAGCGAAGCCGACGGAAAGCCAUCUUCCCAAAUCCUUGCUCUUCUGAAUGAAGUCAAUUGCCAGAUCCGAAAGUGUGCCUCAGCAGCUGGACUUCUAGAUAACCAACACGAAGAAUAUGAUAAGGGCACUUCUUUCCGGGAUAUAAUGGACUUUCAAAUGAUUCCAAAAUCUGGGGAGAGUCUUGUGCCUCUGGUCCCAUCAAGCCUUUCCGCAAAAGAAUUUGUCAUCUAUCAAUACGGCAUCGUCGUCUUGAGAUUCCUGAGGCCUCUCAUCGGCGUAAGGUAUGUGUGACAAUUCUGAAACAGAAUCAGGCAAAAUGUCACUUCAUGUAAUAAUAUUGUCCAGGGAGAAAGCCGGAUGGAUGUUGGCUCUCAUUCGCUUUUAAUAAAUCUAGAUUGAUUGUAAUGCAGAGAUAUGCAGACUACAGCAUGCCUCAUCCUUGGCCAUGUUGGUUAGGGGAUGCUGGGAUCUUCAGUCCAGCAAUGUCUGGAGUGACAUGCAAUUCCUAACUCAUCUUUAUUUGGAAAUCUGAGAUUGAAGAAACCGGGUGCAAGUGUUUUCCCUUCCGGCUAUGAAGUAAAGUGGGUUGGGGUCCCAUUGACUUCAUGAGGGUAUGCUCGAUUCCGACCACACGAGUCCUUGAUGGAGUACUUCCUCAUUCCUUUCUGCAUGCUGCUGGAAGUUUUUAUGGUGUCGUAAAUUUGUUAAAUUAGCCUCCUCGCAUAAAGCGGUACCUAAAUUUCCUACUCAACAGAUGCAACUGUCUUUAGAGCUGCAUAGGUUAACAGCAAGACUAUUAAAGGUCGGGAGCUUACUCUGACCCGGGCUUCGAACUCAUGACCUCUCGGUCAGUAGUAAUGUCAAAUUAGAUGAAAAUGUGACAAUGGUAUUUAUGAACCCUUGUAGCACAACUUGCAUUUUCCUAAGCAGUUGACAAAUAAAGAUCUGGCAAAAUACCACUAAUAGAAUCCAUAUUGUGAAAUGUAUUAUCUCCCCUCCACACUCCGAUGCUAUGUUAAGAGCUGUUGUUUUGGUUAUUUCUUCCCUUGAUCAAGAAGCCGAGACGGUUGUUUUUAAAAACUCACAUUUUAUUAGUCAUUCGGUUUCCUUUUUACGUUCUCCAUAGUGAAGUGCAAUCUUUAAUUUUCGUCGUAAACACACAUUUAAAACAUCCUUUCUUUAAAAAUGUGUCCUCGCCAAGUGGAUAUUUUUAAAAGGCCACAAAGACAAAAGGAAAGACGGAUAUAAAAGGGGAACGGCGGACAGAAGAAGCGAGGUCCGUGUCCGCAGGAGUGAAGUGCCGGAAGGGGCUCCUCUUCGGGGGGUUUCCCGGCCUCCGUGGGGUCGGUGGUGCGGAGACGGCUUCACUCCGUGCGGCACUAAGAAGUGGGGAAGACACAGUCCCGGCGUUACCGGUUGCCAUUAACCCAGUGGUACCGGUCCACGCGUGGGCCAGCGAAAGGGCCCAGCGGCCGGCAAGCCCUGUAAGCCUUGUACUGAAAGUAGUAGGAGCCGGCAGGAUUCUGGAGGACGCCGUCGGGGGCCUGGGCUUUCCGGCGAGCGUAUUGGGACCAGGCUUGGAAGGGUUCGCCGCACUGGCCGGGAGUCAAGAGACGGGAAAGGGGUCAGAGUCUGGCACCGCUUACGCAAGGACCCACUCCAAACCGGCUUCCCAUCUCAGAACCACCAAAAAAUGGAUAAAGGAAGGAAGGAAGGAAGAGGGCAGGAGCCCAUACUGUGAGUCCCUGAGUAGAGUAGACCCAUUGAAAGAAUGGAAUCCACCUUCACUAACCAAGAAUGGAUUCAGUGGGUCUACUCUCAUCGAAUUCGGAACGACAGGUCCCAGAAUCCUUCUGCUUGCAUGGUUACAUCACCAUGAAGACCAAGGUGGCGCAGGCUGGUGAGCAGCCAGCUGCAAUAAAUCACUCUGACCAUGAGGUCAUGAGUUUGAGGCCAGCCCGUGGCAGAGUGAGCACCCGUCAAUUAAAAUAAAAAAUAGCCCCUGCUCGUUGCUGACCUAGCAACCCGAAAGAUAGUUGCAUCUAUCAAGUAGGAAAUAAGGUACCACUUAUAAAGUGGGGAGGCAAAUUUAACUAGUUUACGACGUUGGAAUGAGGAAGUGCCGUCACAGUGGAUGAUGAAGCAGCUGCUCCCCCUUGUGGCCAGAAUCAAACAUCCCCUCAGGAGAAGAUUAAAUUACCUCUGUGUCUGUCUCUGUCUCGGUUCUAUGUGUAUUUGGGCAUUGAAUGUUUGCCCAAUAUGUAUAUAAUGUGAUCCGCCCUGAAUCCCCUUUGGGGUGAGAAAGAAGGGUGGAAUAUAAAUACUGUAAAUAAAUAAAUAAAUACAUAAAAAAGA
Anolis carolinensis (green anole) is the source of this 5394-nucleotide messenger RNA. RefSeq names its product trichohyalin-like. The transcript is spliced from 21 exons. NCBI's taxonomy places the organism in Eukaryota, Metazoa, Chordata, Lepidosauria, Squamata, Anolidae. The record is from RefSeq and is a predicted model, not a curated record. The coding region runs from base 25 to 3330 and encodes 1101 amino acids.